Molecule: messenger RNA, 8619 nt
Organism: Pocillopora meandrina
Lineage: Eukaryota; Metazoa; Cnidaria; Anthozoa; Scleractinia; Pocilloporidae
Source: the annotation of a GenBank genome assembly
AUGGCGGAGGAAAGUAAAAAAGUUCAACUAAAUGUCGAAGAAUCUGCUAUAAACCUAAGCACGUAAGUUCCUUGUAUUUUUGUUGUAAAUUGUGUUGGUUGAUUUUAUCGCGCUUAAAUAACACUUCAUUGUGUUUUAGACAUUCUUAAAUUUCUGUUUGUUUCAAAGGAGGUCAUCCUAUGUAAACAGAUUUUAUAGAAUUAUAACUAAAAAUGAUGCUUCUGUCGUUAAUUCUGUACUUGGAAAAUGUCAAUUUGUCGCUCUUCAGCUAUAAUCAGCUAUGAUGCAUAAAUUUGUGUAAUCGAUGAUUGCGCAAUGAAUAUCGUCCCUCGAGGAAGUAACGCAAUCGAUAUUUUGUGCUGCAGUUGAUUAAGUAGCUUUUGAAAGCUUCUAUUGUCACUUGAGUGGAUUUUGAUGGCUUUUUUCAAGAAGUUACUUGGUUUUUCACAACUAUAGUCAGUGCAAACAUCAUAAAACCCUGCAGGCGAACUAGGAAGGAUUAAUCUAUAGGAUGUAAUCUAGGUGAAAGUAAGGCACAAUUAUGACCUUAUCACUAAAUUUAGAAUUUCUGGAUAAAUUUGCGGACACCACAUACAUCGAAAUUAGCUUAUGAGGCCCAGAGAAUUUGUGAGCUCCUAUCAACUAACCAACCCAUCCAGAUAGAGAAUCUGUCUGGGUGGUUACAGACGAACAACUCAAGCACUAUAAAAAGAUCUUGGUAAAAGAUUCUUGCUGACACAAGUUUAUAAUCCUAAGACCCUCCCUCCCCCUAACCCCCUCCCCCCUCUCCCACGGUGAUGUCCUUAGAAUGUACAACCACUAAACCUCCUGGUCAGAUGAAGACUAGCAGUGUACAGUCAAAGUGUCAUGAUCUACCACAUAUCAAGUGAGCAGCUGGUUGAACAACAAACGACAGCACCUCAUUGUUAACUGUAUAUUUUCAAUGUAGUGAUUACUCAGAGAUUGAAGACAAAGAUGAGGUAUCACCUCUGAAUGAAUCCAGUCCACUGAUCCAUCCUGUAAAUAGCGAGGAACAUGAAAGAACAGGAACUGUGUUUUCAUCAAUAUUCACUCUUGUUUCAACCAUGGUUGGAGGGGGGAUUCUUUCAUUACCAUUUGCAUUUCAAGAAGGAGGUUUUAUCGUGACAUCUAUAAUCUUAUUCUGUGUUCUUAUGGCAUCCACUCAUGGGGCAUUUCUCGUCAUAAACAGUAAGAGAUACUGUCAAGGGAAAAUAACAAAUAUUGAAGAUGUUGCUAAUAUUGCUUUUGGAAAUAAGGGAAAGGUAUGUUUAAUUGUUUCAUCUUGAUUAUUCAAGAAUUGAGUUAUAGUGAAAGAUAAAAGCCUAAGUGAACAAACUAUUUGAUAAAAUUACAACUAACCAGAGUAAAAUUAACAUCAUAUGGAUUGAUGAUAUAAGUAAAGAUGGUGAAUUUUUAAGCCUGGCCCUGGUUGAUCAAAGAGUGGAUUAUGGUAUCCACUGGAUAAAUCUCUAUCCUGUGGAUAGCAUAGUAUGUUUUGUUGACACUUAUCAGCUGGAUCGCGAUUUAUCCAUUGGAUAGCAUUAUCCACCGUUUGAACCAGUAGGCUCUGAGGCCUAUUCCUCAAAAGUCUAGGUAACUCAACAGGCCCAAAACCAUAUUUUGAAAUAAAAAUUAAAACAGUAGAGAAGCAGCUUCUGGCACCCUAACCGAUCCAUUUUGUUUCUUUAAUUGAUAGUUUUUUUGUAUCAUUUUGAAACCUUUAAACCCCAAUCUGGAAUGAAAAUAAGAUCAGCUGUACAAGCCCAUUACGUUACUAAGACUUUGAGAAAUGGGUUCUGGUGUUUUAAGUGAAAGGAGAGUAAGUCAGUGAAUGACACAGGCACAGAAAAAAAACUCCUCGUGUUUCCAAUAGGAGUUGAACCUACAACCUUCCAAUUAGUACUUUGGAUGUUCUACCACGGAGUUAUUGGAAACUCAUGGCAGACACUGGGCUAUUUAACUAGGUCCAUGGUAACAAACUUGCUACAUACUGCUAGAAUAGGAAUGUUGAUUUGUGAUGCCCAUGCACAAUAAUUUGUGAAUGAAGAUCGUGAAUUUUGUCUUUUUUGAGCAUCCAAAGUACUUGUUAUCUGUAGUAGGUUUGACUCAAAUUCUUCCAUCACAUAAUGUAAAUGAAGAUGGUGAAUUUUUUUUGAACAUCCAAAGUACUAAUCAUCUGUCAUGGGUUGACUCCCAUUGGGAGCCCUUGGAGUUCUUGUUCUCCAACUCACAUCUUGAAUUGUAUGGCAGACAGUAAGGAAUCUGUCUGCCAUACAAUUCUUUUGAUGUCAAUUUGGAGAAUUUGGUAUUGGAUCAUCUAAUUAUCUACUAAUUUGUGUGGCAUUUUUCCACACGUGUUGGAGGGCACUUAGUCAGUGACAUGGCCUCUCACUUUUUCAGGCAUCGGAAAGAUUCUCCACAUUGUCUCGCUUUGUGUUCUACAGAUAACUGCCAUGUUUUAGAUCACGCCUCUACCGGCUUUCAGCUUAAGAUAAAAGAGGCUAUUCAUAUUCAAAGAGAACAACCAUCCUUGAAUCAGCAAUUACACCAUGUAAAUCUAAAACUAUCUUUUUAAUUCUCACCCUUUCAUGCUUUACCUCUUUUCUUGUUGUCACUAUUUAUCUUAAUUAGCAUUGUUCUACUUACUAUAAUUCAACUUUCAAUGCUUUGUACAGUAAUUAACUGAAGAUGACAGAAGUUUCUGUCGAAACAUGUUUGACAGACUCAAAAGUUUUGUUGCUUUCUUUAAAUUCAAAUUUAUUUAUUCUUAUCACUUUUCUGCUUGAUCAAGUUGUGUUAAAAAAUUUUUAGCCAACACUGGACUAUUUUCAACACUUUGUUCUGCUAAUCUCACCUUAGAUGCUACAUGCUACUUUCAGAGAGUCAUUCUCUAAUUUUACCCCUGAAACACACACUACAAAAACUGUGUGGUCUCUGAUAUACUAUUCAUGUAAGAAAUACUGUUCAGUUCUUCUCUUACAUAGUCACAUUGUAUGGAGAAAUUCUGUUUUGGUCACUCAUCAGAGUUACAGGGCUAAUUGAGUUCAUACUAGCUUCUAAUGACACUAUUUCUUAUAAUCAGAUGUAUGGUGAUGUCAGAUGUAAAUUGAUUGUUCUUUGUUUUCAGAUUCUUACUCAAAUGGUCAUUAUUGUAACACUGUUUUUAUGUUCAGUUGCAUACUGGAUUCUGAUCACAGACCAGGUUAGUGUUGCAGCAGUUUAAGUUUGUUUGUUAAUUCUGAAAAAAAAAUUACAGAUUUAUCAGUAGCAUGUCUUAUUGUUCGUCCUUGUUGUUGUUCAAGUACUCAGAGAGAAGAUAAUUUUAGACUAAAGAACCACACCUGUUAACCCUUUAACUCCUAAGAUCUCAAUAGUAAUUCUCCUUACUGUCUGCCAUACAGUUCUUGUAAUGUUAGUUUGGAGAAUUUGGUAUUGGAUCAACUUUUAAUUCCCUAACUGAUACUUUUCUUUAUUCUUAUCACUUGUCUGCUUGAAAUAAUUAUAUUGAUAUUGUUAGGAGAAAUUCUAUCUUGGUCACUCAUGGGAGUUAAGGGUUAAAUAUCUGAUAUGAAAAAAUUGAUGACAAUUUGUGAUUAAGUAAGCAAGUAAAUCUUUACUUCAGUAGUCAAGACUGUAUUCCCCCUUAUGGCCGAAGGGAACUGAACUACAAUAAUUCUAAUAACAGACAUUUAAAAUGCUAAAAUAUCAAGAUACUAAGGAUAUCAUAAAACUUAAGAUCACAUAGAACUAAGAAUUAUGUUAAUAAAAACUAGGAUAUUCUGUCAGUUUUAAAACUAUCAGGUGUGAAUUUACACAUAUGCAGUCAAAGUAGUUUCUUCUAAACUUCUUUAGAUCGGUGGAAUAAACAAAUUUGAGUGGUACAAAGAUUGAAAUUUUUGUGAAUCAAGUUAAAAAAAUUAUUAAUGGCAAGGAACCUUUUAAGGACUAGGUCUACAUUUUCUCUCUUUGGAAGAACAAAUAAAAAAUUAACAAAAUUUUUGAGCCUGUUUUUUAAUUAUGCAAUUAUUGAAGAGCCAAAGAUUUCUGGAGUAAGAGAAUAGGAGAGUAUCAAGUGAGUCUUUAAGCCAGGUCUGGACUUCAUCUACUUCUUAUUUAACAGAUAGCAUAAUGUGGUUAACUCUUUAACUCCUAGAGGUGAUUAACAUGUGACUUCUCCCUAUAAUAUUCAUACAUUAUCCAGUAAGAAGGUAAUAAGAAUAUCAAACUUAUCAGGUUAAAGUUGUUAUCUUGAUCUAGCACCAAAUUCUUGCAGCUAUUUUACAAGGAAAUGUAUAACAGCUAGAGGGGAGAAUUAACAAUCAGAUCCUUGGGAGUUAAAGGGUCAAGAACAAAAAAGUGGCACUUAAGGCACAGCUAAGUGUGUCGCUGGUGUUCUUACCACAAUUUGAAAUUUUAUUGCGAUUAUUCCAUGGCAACAUGGAAUAAUAAAGAAGCAAAUGUUCCUGGCCUUCAAUAGCUUGUGAGUAAGAACCAAUCAAAUGCGUCCUUGAUUCAGCUUCUUUUAUAAAAAAUUAUUCUAACUUAUUCCAUAGAUUGAACCAAUAAUUGUUCUGUUAUGUGGCCAUGGUUCCGUCUGGUCAAAAAAGAUUGUUAUAUUGACUAUACCAACAGUGGUCAUCUUUCCAAUCACUCUGCUAAAAAGUAUGAGUGCACUAAGGUUUACCUCAGUUUUAAGGUAAGGAAAAGAAAACUUUACAUUUCUCAGUUUUGAUAUUUUAUUUAAUUGGUUAACUAUUUCAUUGCUUACCAUGUCAAUAUCUAAAAGAUGAAGUGCAGAAUACAUCCUUUCUGUAGAGAUUAAAGUGUAUUUCCUCUGCUCUACUACCCCUGUUUUGCAACACUGUUUUGGAAGAAUUGAAUCCACCACUGUGGUCACUGUCAGUCAGGCAUUUAUACCAUGCUAGUGAAUCAAAAACUUGAAAUUGACCGAUGCAGUAGCUUAAGCGAUAAUGAUAUUUUCAGUUGCAGUUUGUUAUAUCAGUCAGCGAUAUCUUUUAAAUCUCCUCAGCGUCAUAUGUGUAGUUUUUCUUUCCGGAGUCGUGAUUUACAAGUCAAUCAUAAACGACGUUGGAGGGCCGGUCGAUAGUCUUAAAAACCCACUGAAAUUGUGGCCAGAUGACUUUGGCGGGCUUCUCACAGCUAUCUCCAUCGCUGGCCUCACUUUUUCAUGUCAUUUCAACAUCCUACCCAUGCAUGGAGAGCUGCGAUAUCAAACUCGUGCAAACAAGAGAAUUAUUUUGUAUACAGCCAUGGGGAUCACUUACACUCUCAACGUUCUUGUUAGUUUCUUUGGAUUUUGUCAGGUGAGCUAAAUUGUUCUGCAGUUAGAUUAACAAAUUGUGUUUUUAAGAUGAGGUUUGAAUGUGAAGAACCUCGGUCAAUUUUUCUAGCGCAAACGUUUCUUCACUGUUUGGUAGUUUUGCUUGCCUUAUUUCCCCUGAGUUCCUGCGCAUUUACCGAAUAAGAAUCUUUCAUGAUAUCUCUCACUUAGUACGUGCUCGGUAUGAUUGGUCAAUUUAGUGGGCCGUGUUUCGCUGUAAGGCCUGCUAAAUUCAAAAGUCUGUGUACCCCCCCCCCUUCCCUCUCUCCCUCUCUCUCUGUUUGAACUCAGAGAUAUGCUAAAUAUCUUACUAACCUCGCGUCCUUGGUUCGUUCUGCAAGUUACUGAAUCUCUCGUUUUCAGCUCAGAUUUACACCAAAAAAACUGUAUUAUAUUACUAGUGACUAAGUCGUGUUUGUAUCGGUCAGUUUUGCAUCUGAUUAGCUGAGAGGCCGCGGCGAGUUUUCUAUACCAGUGGCAGGAAAAAACGAAGCAAGCCCAAAGCUUUACUGGAAUACUUUUCAAUUCUUGAUUCAAAAUAGCUAUUGUAACAGCUGAACUUUUUGUUUGCAGUUCAGACAGUUUACUGACCAGGACAUCACAAGAAAUUAUCCGCAUGAUGAUUUCCUCGUCAAUGUAGGACGUGUGGCUUUAGCGCUAACACUUCUGCUGAGUUUUCCACUGCUUAUCUUCCCUUGCAGAAACGUUAUUAACCGGGUAUGAUAGAAAACAUGUUAUUUCCUUAAAGUUAAGUGGAUAAUGUCCGUCUUGCUGAGUUGGAACGAGUUAUGUCUAGACCACGGGCUCGCGGCCAUUGUUAGUUGCAUGCUAUUUUCAAGAUUUUAUUCUGUUGAAAGAAAAAUUUUCCCAAAAUAUUUUGUUUCUUUAUCGAAAGGAGAAGUAUGCUAACCAAACCGUAUGAUUUUUAUCUUCGCAAAACUUGUAUUAUUAUUAUUAUUAUCAUCAUCAUCAUUUCUCUUUUCGUUUCUCGUAACAGUUAAUUUGGCGGAUAGAGUCCAAAACUCUUUUCCAGUCCCAGCCGUCUAUGACGACUCGCUCAUGGGAGUACUUUAGCAACGCUACAGGUACAGGUCCUUCUCAGUUAAUGUGGCUGAUAGAGACUGGGCUCCUUGUCUUCAUUGGUUACAUUUUGGCGUAUUACAUUCCUCAAGUAAGUUGAAUCUCCUGAGUUUUCUUCCGUUGUAAUAAGUUGCUUAAGUUCUAUAAACUAAAUUCGUCCUUGAAUAAAGGGGGUAAGUUUCUAAAGAAACCGUGGUGCUGCGUCGGUGGGGAGUAUAAGAACGUAAUUUGGUUUUAUCAACUAAGAUGAUGAUGUAAGAGGCCACCAUAAAGAGUUUCUAAAGCUGAAACUAGAAACUUUUUGGGGCAGCCAAUUUACGUUGUUAACGCAGUUGAUAUAGCCAAAUUAUCUUCCAUUCGUCCUUGGUUAUACUUCUGAUGCUCGUUUACACUUAGUAGUUACUAAUUCGGAAAACGAGUAGCAUAAUUUAUAUAUAUAUAUAUAUAUAUAUAUAUAUAUAUCUGUGCGUAGCGGUUCUUUAAUAAACUCUUAACGACUGGUCCGAGCUUGCCCGAGUUGGAAAUCUACUUUUCCCGGAAAACCGGACGGGUUUUAAUUUUGUUUUCUAAGAGGGAGCCGAGCGGAACACUGAGACUCAAGAGAAAAAAGUAAUCUGUUUCCCGAUUGGCCAGUCAUCAAGGGACUUGUUACAAACUCAACGAAGACAUCAGAAGCUGCAAUGUAAAAACAAGUUGAAAAAUUAUUGAUAAAUCACAUAUAAGCCCAUAAGACGGUAAAUACCCCAAUGCUUAAGAUGUCACUCCACCUUUGAUCACAUCCUGUUCACGUGCAACGACAGCCGUCGGUCAACAUUCGCCGGUAAAAGGGCACUGUUGCCCUCUGACGUCAUUGAUUUUACUAAAUUGCCUGCUCAGACUUUUGACCGGAACCACUUUCAUUGUCAUGUGACUCCAGAAUGAACGAUGAGAACGUGCACUGGGGAAAUAGAAUUCCAGUCAUACAACAACAUCACCUACUGAGUGUACUUUAGAUCUAUGUGCCCCCUAGCAAUCAGUCCUUCUUUGGAUCCAUGACGUAAUCAUGCUUAUGUCGAAAUGAAACCAAAUAAGGUCAUUGUGCUAAGUGACUGAGUAUCAAGAUAUAAUUUUUUUCCUUGUCUUUGUUUUCAGGUUGCCAUGGUUUGGGGAUUUGUCGGUGCAAUUGGGACCACCAUUUUAAUCUACAUCCUUCCGCCAGCGUUUUACCUGCGCGUGCGCCUUCACCCACCUCGACCAGACCUUAAACAGAUAGCGGCGUGGGGCCUAAUGUUAACAGGAUUUGCUGUGCUUGUCGUAUGCACCUAUCAAUCAUUUGCAAACGUUAUCGAUCCUAUUCCAAAAUUGGUGCGGCCGCAUGACCUUAGCAACCAAACAACAUCUGGAUGAACAUCCGCGUGUUUUUGUCGCAAAAGACACCAGAAGUAUCCCUGCUUUAGUAUUGCGCGACAGCCUGAAAAUGUCACGUGAAGAACUACAACGACAAGCGACUGAGAGACUUCAUCUACAGCUCCAUGUUAAGUGGCUGAAGGAUACUUUUUGAUCGUAAGAGAACGUAGAAAUUAUGAACGAAAUUUUCCUUAUUCAGUCUUCAACUCCAUGAAUUAAUACUAUACGAUGGGAACAUGGUAACACACGCAUUGAAAAUUUAAUUUAAAGCAUUUUCAAUUGAGUGUCGAAAGUAAUCUGGAACAGCUUUGUGUUUGCUUUACUUCGCUCUGUGAUUGGUCCAGAAAACUCGCGACACUAGCUAAACCAAUCAGAUUCGAACUAAAACCAAUCACGACUUGGUCACCCGCGUUUCCCAGCGCUUUAGACAGUUUGGUGGUGUAUUUAUUUGGGUUCUCAUUGGCUCUAAAAGGUAUUUUACUUUCCUCUGAUUGGCUACUGUGAUUGCGUUGGUUUUGGUUUUAUGACACUCAAUCGAAUAGCUUUCUAUUUUAUUUAAAUAUUUAAAUUUAUCCAAAUUUUACAGCGAAAUCAAGUUUUUCUUUUUUGUAAGGUGACUUGAUACACUUGAUAGACUUUCAAUAUUUCAAUUUGACAUGAAGUAAGAACUGUUUACAAAAAUCAUCCAGAAAUUAUUUGGUUGCGUUACGAUAAAAUUUAUCAAGGCUCUGUAGUAUUCCCCCCCUCCCUCUUUGGCAGUCAGUUUUCUAAUGACCCCCCUCCCUUUACGC